GUGCUGGGUGUGUUUGACGCCAGUAGCAGAAACUUCCUGGUUGUCGCGCUUCACCUGCCGAAACCGAAGCAAUAAUUUACACAAAAACACAAUCGCCUGCUCAUACAUAUACAACAAGCUGACUGUUCAUCGCUACCUCACAUCACCUGUGUGAAAGCGGAGAGAAAAGUCAUCAUUUGAAGCAGAGAAAUCAGUCACGCGCUGCUGGAGCACCCAAAGAACACAGAGGAUGAGCGUGUUUGCCGGUGGGAAGGAUGAAGAGUUCCCCAGCUAGUCGCAGUCGGGACAUCGAGCGUCAGGCAGGAUAUCUGCGGCCGGAGCACUGCGCGCCGCCCCCUCCGCGGACACACUCGGCCGACGACAUGUGGUUCAUCCGGGACGGCUGUGGCAUCGUGUGCGGCGUGAUCACGUGGCUGCUGGUCUUCUACGCCGACUUUGUGGUCGUCUUCGUAAUGCUGCUGCCGUCGAAGAAUGUGGUGUACAGCCUAAUUAACGGCGCCUUGUUUAACGGACUGGCCUUCCUCGCCCUGGCGUCACACUUCAAAGCCAUGUGCACCGACCCGGGAGCCGUUCCAAAGGGAAACGCCACUAAAGAGUUUAUCGAGAGUCUGCAGCUCAAGCCUGGACAGGUGGUGUAUAAAUGUCCCAAAUGCUGCAGCAUCAAACCUGAUAGAGCUCAUCACUGCAGUGUGUGUAAGCGCUGUAUCAAGAAGAUGGACCAUCAUUGUCCCUGGGUCAACAACUGUGUGGGAGAAAGCAACCAAAAAUACUUUGUGCUUUUCACUAUGUACAUUGCUUUGAUUUCUCUUCAUGCUCUCAUCAUGGUCGCUUUCAAUUUUAUCUUCUGUUUUGAAGAAGACUGGGCAAAGUGCAGUUCCUUCUCUCCUCCGACGGCCGUCAUCCUCCUCAUCCUCCUGUGCUUUGAGAGCCUGCUCUUCCUCAUUUUCACUGCUGUGAUGUUCGGGACGCAGGUUCACUCCAUCUGUAACGAUGAGACUGUAAGUGAACAUCUGCUGAUGUCACUUCCUACAAUAAUAAACCAUUUCUCCUCAUGCCAGGUUAUUAUAGUGAACUAA
Messenger RNA from Sinocyclocheilus grahami, 1076 nucleotides. Its product is annotated as palmitoyltransferase ZDHHC3-like. The coding region runs from base 255 to 1076 and encodes 273 amino acids. Gene Ontology annotation, molecular function: palmitoyltransferase activity. Lineage: Eukaryota; Metazoa; Chordata; Actinopteri; Cypriniformes; Cyprinidae. The transcript has 6 exons. The record is from RefSeq and is a predicted model, not a curated record.